AUGCGCAGGUGCUUGCAUUUGCCUGUGAGGCCCGUAUUGCCAUUAUGGAAAAAAAACCGGGAUGUGCUGUGCUUCUUUGGGCGUUUCUGCGGAGAAAAGACCGGGGUAAUAAAUGCAUCCAUAUCAAAUUUGCCUGGGACAGAAAAUACAGAGACUUUCUCAUCAAAAAUUGAGGCAUACGAAAGGCUUCAGGAACAGUUUCGAGGGCUGUCAGAGGAUGAUCAAAGACUUAUUUUUGACGCCUUGCAACAUCCUGAGCAACAACCGCAGUCCAAAAUGGGUGGUACUGGUAUCGGCACAAAGUCUGGUGAUAUGGUGGCGGCCUUUACGUGUGGGCGUUGUGAUCAUCGCAUGGUAAAGAAAUUCAGCAAGCAUGCCUAUACAAAGGGUAUAGUAAUUGUCCAAUGUCCCUCCUGUGAGGUGCGACAUCUCCUUGCCGACAACCUUGGGUGGUUUGUAGAUGAGGCAAAGAACAUAGAACAAUUGUUACGGGAGAAAGGGGAAUCCUUUGUGCGAAUUGGGGACGAUUAUCAGGUUGAACCCCCGACGGAUAAUGAGAGCUCAAAUGUGCAAAAGUGA
Messenger RNA from Trypanosoma cruzi, 579 nucleotides. RefSeq lists its product as uncharacterized. The transcript has a single exon. The record is from RefSeq and is a predicted model, not a curated record. Gene Ontology annotation, biological process: protein import into mitochondrial matrix; protein stabilization; protein folding. Bases 1 to 579 code for a protein of 192 amino acids. Gene Ontology annotation, molecular function: zinc ion binding; protein-folding chaperone binding. NCBI's taxonomy places the organism in Eukaryota, Euglenozoa, Kinetoplastea, Trypanosomatida, Trypanosomatidae. Gene Ontology annotation, cellular component: mitochondrion.